AUGGCAACUUCAAUACUUGGGGAAGAACCCAGAUUUGGAACCACUCCGUUGGCAAUGUUGGCCGCAACUUGUAAUAAGAUUGGCAAUACAAGCCCAUUAACAACUUUGCCAGAAUCCAGUGCAUUUGGGAAGGGCGGAUUUCACCCAUGGAAACGUUCUGUCUCCAAUUGUAAUCUGGGGUCAGGCCUGUCAGGAUUCAGCGUGGCCAACAGUCGAGCUUCAGGCGGUAUAAGCAACAGUUUCUCGGUGAGCAGCGGUUCCGGGAACAGCGCCUUCUGUUUAGCUUCCACUUCUCCGACGUCUUCAGCAUUCAGCACUGAAUACAACCUCUUCUCCAACUCCGUCUCGGCGAGUGUCAACACGCAAGACACCGGACAAUCGGCUUUCAUAUCCAAAGUGCACGCUUCCGCUGACACUCUUCAGGGAAUGUACCCGAGGGUCGGCAUGGCUCAUCCAUAUGAAUCCUGGUACAAAUCCGGGUUCCACACCAGCAUUUCUGGCGAGGUUGGCAGCGGGGCGUCCUCCUGGUGGGAUGUGCACACUAACCCCAGCUGGCUGGAAGUUCAGAAUCCAAAUGGGGGCCUCCAGCCCACCCUGCACUCCGGGAGCGCACAGGCUUCACUGCACACCCAGCUUAGUACUUACAACGCGGAUUUCUCAACUCUGAGCCAUUCCGCCUUCAGCUCGACCGGGAUCGGCUCCACUGCUUCUCACCUGUUGUCCACGGGGCAGCACCUCCUCGCUCAAGAUGGUUUCAAGCCUAUGAUCCCGUCCUAUACGGAUUCCACCUCGGCUGCAAUCACGGCGAACUCGAUGAUUUCAGGGCCGUCGGGACUAGGCAGUUCAGCCAGGUCCUCACGGCGAUAUUCCGGCAGAGCAACCUGCGACUGCCCCAACUGCCAAGAGGCCGAGCGCCUUGGACCUGCGGGAGCCAGCCUUCGGAGGAAGGGCCUCCACAGCUGCCACAUUCCAGGAUGCGGUAAGGUCUACGGCAAGACCUCUCACCUCAAGGCACACUUACGAUGGCACACUGGGGAGAGGCCCUUCGUUUGUAACUGGUUGUUCUGCGGCAAACGCUUCACCCGAUCGGACGAGUUACAGAGACAUUUGAGAACCCACACGGGAGAGAAGCGCUUCGCCUGUCCGGUCUGCAACAAACGCUUUAUGAGAAGUGAUCACCUCAGUAAACACAUCAAAACACACAGCGGCGGCGGAGGCAAAAAGGGCAGCGAUAGUGAUACCGACACCAGCAACUUGGAGACCCCCAGAUCAGAAUCGCCAGAUAUCCUCAUGGAGGCUGUGCAUUCCAAUAGAGCGAUCAAAACAGCCACUCCGGUACAAAAUGAUUCUUAA
Molecule: messenger RNA, 1353 nt
Organism: Hypanus sabinus (Atlantic stingray)
Lineage: Eukaryota; Metazoa; Chordata; Chondrichthyes; Myliobatiformes; Dasyatidae
Gene: sp9
Product: sp9 transcription factor
Exons: 2
Coding region: 1-1353 (450 amino acids)
Biological process (GO): regulation of transcription by RNA polymerase II
Molecular function (GO): RNA polymerase II cis-regulatory region sequence-specific DNA binding; DNA-binding transcription factor activity, RNA polymerase II-specific
Source: RefSeq, a predicted model, not a curated record